GGUGAUGCAAUUAGAAGGGUCCUCACUCUGCUCCUUACAUGACUCUUUAAGAGCUCAACUUGGAAACCUGUUGUUCUUCUUGAUUGGGAAGUCCAGUCUGUUUAGCUGUGAAGUUGGAAGUUCUCGAUUACUUUGUUUGCUGCAGAGAAAGACAUAGCUGUAAGAGAUGAAGGUCCAUGAAACGAGGUCACACUCUCAUUCAAACCCUGAUGAGGAGAAGAAAGUAAUGACACGGAAGCAGAAGGCUGAGAACAAGGCACAUGAAGGAGGCCAUCCUCCUAAGAAGCCUAAGGCUGAAGAUGAUUACAAUGGCCAUGCAAACGGUAAACCUUCACCUGCAGAGUUUGAGGAACUCUAUUCUGCUGUGAAAGAGCAUUUGUCAACUGAACAAAUGCGAGAAAUAUUAGAAUUUAAUGAUCAAGACUCUUCCGGCCCAGAUGCUGCUGUUCUCAGAAAAUGCCAAGAUCUGUUGUUCUAUGGGCCAUUAGAUAAGUGUCGUAUUUGCAAUGGUAAAUUGGAGUUCAAUGGUAUACGAUAUUCUUGCACCGGUACUUACAGCGAAUGGGCUUCUUGUACUCUCAACACAAGGGAUCCACCAAGGAAGCAGGAACCGACCAAUUUACCUGAGAGCGUUGAGAAGUCUCCUGCUUCAGAUUUGCUAAAGAAAUAUCAGGACCCAAGUCGCCGGCCUAAGAGGGAUUUAAGCACUCCUGAUAAGCCCUUUACUGGGAUGUUAAUUUCUCUAAUGGGCCGUCUUACAAGAUCACAUCAAUACUGGAGACAGGAAGUAGAUAAACAUGGAGGAAAGGUUGCCAAUCAUGUGAUUGGUGUGACGUGCCUAAUUGCGUCUCCUGCGGAACGAGAACGAGGUGGUACAAAUAAACUGGCUGAAGCAAUGGAGAGAGGUAUACCGGUAGUAAGUGAGAAAUGGCUGAUUGAUAGCAUUGAAAAACAAGAACCUCAGCCUCUUGAAGCAUAUGACAUUGUUACUGAUCUUGCUCCUGAUGGCAAAGGAGUCCCAUGGGAGAAAAUGGAUCCCAGUGAGGAAGCAAUUGAGUCGCUUUCAGCAGAACUCAAGCUUUAUGGGAAGAGAGCUGUCUACAAAGAUACGAAACUGCAGGAGAAAGGCGGGAAAAUCUUUGAGAGGGAUGAGAUAUUAUACAACAGUGCCGUCUCACGUUGUGAUCUAGGACGAAAACUGAACGAUUAUUGCAUCUUGCAACUGAUUAUGGUGCCAGAGAACAGCCUGAAUUUGUAUUACAAGAAAGGUAGAGUUGGGGAUGACCCCAAUGCGGAGGAAAGGCUUGAAGAAUGGAAGGACGUGGACGAUGCUGUGAAAGAGUUUGUUAGGAUAUUUGAGGAAGUAACUGGAAACGAGUUUGAACCAUGGGAAAGAGAGAAGAAAAUACAGAAGAAGCCAUUGAAGUUUUUCCCAACAGACAUGGACGAUGGAGUCGAAGUAAGACAUGGAGGGCUUGGUCUUCGUCAGCUGGGAGUUUCUGCCACACACUGUAAACUGCAGCCUGAGGUUGCGAAUUUUAUGAAGGUCUUGUGCAGUCAGGAGAUUUACAAAUAUGCUCUGAUGGAGAUGGGGUUGGAUGCCCCAGACUUACCAAUGGGAAUGCUUACAGAUGUCCACCUAAAAAGAUGUGAGGAUGUUCUUCAAGAGUUUGUGGAGAAAUUGAAAUCAGUGAAGGAAUCAGGGCCGGAGUCUGAGGCUAUCUGGUCGGACUUCAGCCAAAGAUGGUUUACCCUGCUGCACUCUACUAGGCCUUUCAUAUUCAGGAACUUUCAGGAACUUGCAGAUCAUGCUGCAGCUGCACUGGAGACUGUUCGGGACAUAACCGCGGCCUCACAUCUUAUUGGAGACAUGAGUGGGGCUACCAUUGAUGAUCCAUUGUCCGAUAGAUAUAGCAAAUUACGGUGCUCAAUCUCCCCGCUUGAUAAGGAAUCUGAUGAUUAUAAAAUGAUUCUGAAGUACCUUGACAAGACCUAUGAACCUGUGAAAGUUGGAGAUACUGAAUAUGGACUGUCUGUCGAGAACAUAUUUGUUGUGGAAUCAAAUGCAUGUCCAUCUUUGGAUGAGAUAAAGAAGCUGCCCAACAAAUUCCUCUUAUGGUGUGGGACACGAAGCUCAAAUCUAAUGAGGCAUUUGCAUAAGGGUUUCUUGCCUUCAAUAUGUUCUCUCCCUGUUCCAGGCUAUAUGGCUGGGAAGGCAAUAGUUUGCUCUGAUGCUGCGGCAGAAGCUGCCAGGUACGGCUAUACUGCUGUAGACAGACCAGAAGGUUUCCUGGUAUUGGCAGUGGCUUCUCUGGGUGAGGAUAUCAUUGAACUUAAAAGUCCACCAGAGGACACGAAGUCCUUGGAAGACAAGAAAGCUGGAGUGAAGGGCAUAGGGAAGAAGAAGACUGAUGAAUCGGAGCACUUUGUAUGGCAAGAUGACAUCAAAGUCCCUUGUGGACAAUUAGUGCCUUCGGAUAAUAAAGAUAGCAUCCUCGAGUAUAAUGAGUAUGCCGUCUAUGAUCCCAAGCAGACGUGCAUAAGGUUCUUGGUGGGUGUGAAGUACGAAGAGAAGAAUGCUGUCAUGGCCUCCGAGGAGCGACCUUGAAGCUGCCAAGAGGGAUCCAAGAAACAAGGAAGGAAGCGCACACUUUUGCUACUACACUUUCGAGGAAAUGAGGAGGCUGAGCUGAAAACACCAGAAGGGUCCCAACGACUUUUUGUUAUGUUUCUGGGACACGGGGUCCAAGCUCUUUGUGGGGAGGUUGAUCUUUUGUUGUAUAUAGUCCCCUCUUUUGUUGUACAGUAGUGUGACCAUUAACAUGUUGGGUACAGUGUAUGCUAACAUGAGGCCUGUGAAGCCUACAAAAACAGAAAUGGAUCCUGUGUAGUUCGUUUUGUAUGACUACAACUACGGUGUGAUUUUGUUGUUUAGCAAUGCCAAUCUUCCAUCUC
Messenger RNA from Fragaria vesca subsp. vesca, 2955 nucleotides. Its product is annotated as poly [ADP-ribose] polymerase 3-like. The record is from RefSeq and is a predicted model, not a curated record. The coding region runs from base 167 to 2608 and encodes 813 amino acids. The transcript is spliced from 18 exons. NCBI's taxonomy places the organism in Eukaryota, Viridiplantae, Streptophyta, Magnoliopsida, Rosales, Rosaceae. Gene Ontology annotation, molecular function: zinc ion binding; NAD+ poly-ADP-ribosyltransferase activity.